AAUGCUCUGCCAAGUCCAGAUACCUGGGCAGACACACAACCAGCAGGAGUCACUGGCCAGUUGGUGGGAUUUGACAGUCAUUCUUUGGCAAUGCUCGAAGGAUCUUAUGAACGUUCUAUUUUUGGGUCAAGUCGAGAUCUGCAGUUUUUGACAGAAACACAAUGCGCCCUUGUGCUCUUUCCAGCCGCGAAAACUGCGAAAAGGGAGCAUAUGAGCUGCGAGGAACGACAGACACAGGGAUAAAUCUGCUUUUAUGUCAUCAUCCGCAGUACUGACUGAAGCUGGCUGACAUGCAUCACUACUCUGACUGGCAUCUUGAGGGAAACCAGCAUAAUUAUCAAGUCCUUUAGAGAAUUGUCUCAGUCUACAGCGCUCCACAAAAGUUUCUCUCCAUCCUCUGCAUCUGAAAAAGCCAGGGUAGAGCAGAAGGGAGGCAAAAGACUUUUCCCUCCCUCCGGGACUGUCCACUGCUGCCGAAGCACAUUUACAGAUAUGUGGCUACAGGAGCAGGAGCCACAGUCUUUCACCAAGACCGCCUAGAUGAAACUAUUUAAAAGGAUAUAAAAGAAGCAGUGCGCGCUCUCGGCGAAAGCAACAUCAGCACCAGCAUCCGAUGCGCGUCCCCGCCCCGGCAGAGGCUGCCCGAGAUCCCGGGAAGAGGAGUUGGAGCUGUGCGAGUUAAAGUUGGGCUAAAGGGGGGUGAGAGGAUGCUGCAGAGGAAUCUACGAUCUCAUUAACAUAGAUUCGGUGGACAAACGCUUUUCCAAGUGAAGGAUGACUUGCAAAAUACUGAGCCUAUGCCUCUUAUUUUUGGGUUUUCAACAUUGCUCAGCAGGAGAAUGUGUUGAUCCACUUGUUUCUGGGCUAUAUGCCUCCUCCUUCCUGGCCUCCUCCAGAUACAACUUUCUGUAUUCAGCCAAUUUUGCCAAACUCUAUGGCAGCAGUGGCUGGUCUCCGUCCCCCAGGGACAGACAGCCAUGGUUGCAAGUAGACUUGGGAAGGAAGUACCGACUGGUGGCCAUCGCCACCCAGGGGACCUUCAACUCAUACGACUGGGUUACCAAAUACACACUUCUCUAUGGAGAUCGACCAGAUUCCUGGACGCCGUACAUCAUGAAAGGAGGCAACUCUGUAGGUUUUGGUUUAACAGGAUGUGACAUCAUGCUCAUUGUUAGCAGAACAGUGAAGCGCGUUGUCUCAAAAACAAUGCCAGGUAACUGGAAUUAUUACCAGGUGAAGAGAAAUGUCUUCCAUUAUGCCUUCACCGCGAAACACAUCCGUCUGCUGCCGCUGGCGUGGAACACAGAGAAUGGCGGGAAGAUCGGCGUGCGACUGGAGCUUUUUGGUUGUCCUUAUGAUUCCUAUGUGCUGCAAUAUAAUGGAGAUGACUCAGUGGUGUACACGUACCCAGAGAAAAGAUCUCGUACACUGUAUGACCACAUGGCCAUAAAUUUCAAGACUCUGGAGCAGGAUGGUCUGCUGUUGCACAGUGAAGGGAUUCAGGGAGAUCUCUUCACCCUGGAGCUGAAGAAAGGCCGUCUUUACCUUCACAUCAGCCUCGGAAGCAGUGUCAUACAUAAAGUCGAUGGUCGAACUACUCUGACUGCCGGGAGCCUCCUCGAUAAUCUACACUGGCACUAUGUCACUAUCAAGCGCUAUGGUCGACAAGUGAACUUCACAGUGGACAGUCAGACUGUGACAGCUAUUUGUAAUGGAGAAUUCACUCACCUGGAUCUGGAUGCAAAGAUGUAUGUGGGAGGAGUGAUAGAGCAAAACUUGCCUCACCUCCCUACCACACCAAAUUUCCGAGGCUGCCUGGAAAAUGUCUUCAUCAAUGGCAUCAACAUCAUCGACAAGGCCAAGAGAGAGGAGCCUGACAUCCGCAUUCCUCGGAAGAAAAAGAUGCAUUUUGCCUGCCGCGACAUUCUGCUCAAACCAAUGACCUUUGCCGGACCCAACAACUACCUGCAAGUGCCAGGUUUUUUCAGGAGACCUCGCAUGUUUGUCAAAUUCAAAUUUCGCUCCUGGGACUACACGGGCCUGCUGAUGUUUACACGCUUCGCCGAUGACCUGGGUGCCCUGGAGCUGGGUCUGAGUGAGGGUCAGAUCAAUGUGACAAUAUUCCAGCCGGGAAAAAAGAAACUCCAGUUCGCUGCAGGAUACAGGCUCAAUGACGGUUACUGGCACACAGUGGAUUUGGCAGCCAGAGACAACUUGCUGACUCUCACGCUUGAUGAGGAGGAGGCCUCGCCACUAAAGAUAACCAACCCCUUCACCAUCCGAACGGGGGACCGCUACUUUUUUGGGGGUUGCCCGAAAACUAAUAACACAAUAAGGAAGUGUGAGACCAAGCUGAACCGUUUCCAUGGCUGCAUGCAACACAUCUUCAUAGACAAUGAACAGCUUGAUAUUGACAUUAUUCUGCAGAGGCAAUGGGGGCGAUAUGCUGAACUGUUGCUGGGUACCUGUGGGAUCACUGACAGAUGCUUGCCAAAUCCCUGUGAACACGAAGGCAGAUGCAUUCAGUCCUGGGAUGACUUCAUCUGCCUGUGUGAAAAUACAGGUUAUAAAGGAGAAGUGUGCCACAUGUCGGUUUAUAAAGAGUCAUGCGAGGCUUACAGGCUAAGUGGCAAGUAUUGGUCUGGAAACUACACCAUUGAUCCUGAUCUUAGUGGGCCGCUGAAGCCAUUCGAAGUUUACUGUAAAAUGAAGUCGUAUAAAGCUUGGACAGUGAUGAUGCAUGAUCGAGCCGAUGGAACUAAGGUGACUGGGAGCUCAAUAGAUCGGCCGUAUAUACUAAAUGUUAACUACUGGAAUGCCUCCUGGGAUGAAGUUAGCGCUCUCGCCAACACCUCCAUGUACUGUGAGCAGUGGAUCGACUACUCCUGCUAUAAGUCUCGUCUCCUGAACACUCCCGAUGGAAGACCUUUUGGUUACUGGAUUGGCCGUAACAAUGAGAGCCACUAUUACUGGGGUGGGACGUUCAGAGAAGUUCAAAAAUGUGGAUGCGCCAUCAACCAAACUUGCGUUGACCCCAAGUUUCUGUGCAACUGUGAUGCUGACUAUAGACAAUGGUAUUCGGACAAAGGCUAUUUGGAUUUCAGAGACCACCUGCCUGUGAGAAGGGUGGUGGUCGGGGACACCAACAGGACUGGCUCAGAAGCACAAAUCACUGUUGGGCCACUUCGCUGCCAUGGCGACAGAAACAUCUGGAACACGAUAGCUUUCACCAAGCCCACCUACAUCACCUUUCCCACUUUCAGGCCGGGAUCAACCGCGGACAUCUCUUUCCACUUCAAAACUUAUCGUGACCAUGGUGUAUUCUUGGAAAAUUCUGACGAACAACUCAGAAACUUUAUAAGAAUAGAGCUGAACACCACCCACAAUCUCGCGUUCGUAUUUAUGGUUGGAGACGGUAUUCUUAAUGUGACCCUGCGCUCCCCGGUUCCGCUCAAUGACAAUGAGUGGCAUUUUGUACAAGCAGAGCUUAAUGUGAAGCUGGCCCGGAUAAAAGUUGACUAUCAGCCAUGGGCAGUCACGCGCUUUCCAGGUCAAACCUUUGUCACCAUGAAGUUUACACAUCCUCUGCUCGUAGGUGCAGCCAAUCGCACCCUGAGACCUUUUUUAGGAUGCCUUCGAGGGCUGCGUAUGAAUGGUGUUCCUAUAGAUUUAGAGGGCAAAGUGAAUGAAGAACAGGGUAUAAGGAGGAACUGUACCGGACAGUGUCUCAAUGCCACCAUACCAUGUCGAAACAGCGGCCAAUGUAUUGAGGGAUAUGCGUCCUACACUUGUGACUGUAAUAACACAGCCUUUGAUGGUUUCUACUGUCAUAAAGAUAUUGGAGCCUUCUUUGAGAUUGGAUCGUGGCUGAGGUACAACAUACGAAAGAAGCCCGUGUCAGAUGAGGCAGCUUGGGCAAACUGGAUCGACCCGCAUUAUGACAAUUUCAGUCUUGGCUACAAUGACACGUCAGACGACAUAGAGUUCAGUUUCAGCACCGUCAACACGCCAGCCGUGUUACUGUACAUCAGCUCCUUCGUUCAAGACUACAUUGCUAUCAUCCUCAAAACUGAUGGUAGUGUAGAUCUGAGGUAUAAACUGGGGCUCAUAACACACAAGUACCAGCUGACUCACCGAAAUCUGGCAGACGGAUAUCCACAUUAUGUGAACAUAACCAGACACAACAGAACUAUCAAAACACAGGUGGAUUACAUGGAGCCCAUAGUAGAGAAGAUAACCUUGGUGGAGGAUGCCAGGUUUGAUUCCCCAAAGUCCAUGUUUCUGGGAAGAGUGAUGGAGGUUGGCGAUAUUGAUUAUGAGAUCCAGAGGCAUAAUGCUCCAGGCUUCAUAGGCUGCAUUUCUGGUGUGAGAUACAACGUCUACGCACCAUUAAAAGCCUUCUUCCGUCCAAAUGAAACUGAUCCUCCGGUAACGACGCAAGGUUAUGUCUCUGAGUCCGUCUGUGGGGCCUUUCCUCCUGUCCUGGGUUAUGUACCUUGGGAGGUAGACCCUUGGUUUACUAGUAUAGAAUAUAUCUAUAUCCAUGAUGACCUAGGUCUGUUUUGGAUAACAGUAAUUGCCAUCCUGGCUUUGAUGCUGCUCUUCGGAGGCCUGUACAGCAUCUACGUCUAUGCUUACCAGCAGAAGGGCAGUUAUCACACCAAUGAACCUAAAAACCUGGAGUCCCCCAGCAGCUCCAGGCCACUAACCGAGACCCUGAGGAGAGAAAAAAAGCACCUCCCAGAAAUUGAAGAGGAGUUCAGGAAUGGCUAGUGACCCAUUGGACAGCGGGUGG
Messenger RNA from Menidia menidia (Atlantic silverside), 4795 nucleotides. NCBI's taxonomy places the organism in Eukaryota, Metazoa, Chordata, Actinopteri, Atheriniformes, Atherinopsidae. The record is from the annotation of a GenBank genome assembly.